GCUUCCCCUGACCAUCUAACCAUCAACAAUGAACCACGGUCAGCUCUUGGGACACUGCACCCGUGUCAUUGACACGUAUGACAGUGAGAUGACAUCAUUAGAGGAACAAAUCAAUUCCUAUCUGAAGCAACACCAGGUAACAGAAGAUGGCGACAGAACGUUCAUAAUGGAGGUGUUUUCCGGCUGUGUGAGGUAUUCAGUCAUCAUGAAGGUCGUCACAGAAGGAUUCUAUGCCAAAGAUGGGAAGUCCACACUUCGGUCUGACCAGUCGUUGUAUACAGUGAUAUGCUACAUGAUGUUGUUUCGCUUGGAUGAACUUGGAUUACCUCACCUGAGAAAAUUUGUGCAGUCCCGGAGUGCCAGCAAACUGCAUAAGUUCCUCAACUUCUUCCUGGAUGAGAGGAACCUACUGACAUGGGUGAAGGAUCAGUGGGGCAAGUUCUAUGAACAGAGUUUUGUAGAGGCAAAUCUCCUGUCCCCCAUACAGAGGUGGCUGCCGGAGCUGCAGGAGAUGGUGACGUGCAUGAAGGACAAGCUGGACCACAAGGUGAAGCCCAAGAAGAAGGUGGCCCCCGCCACAGAGAUGAAACCUUUCAAUCUGACACAACCAAAAGCAAGAAGUAUUCCAGUGCCAGAGCCAAUCCCUCAGCUGCAGAAGCACACUCCACCCCCGUCUGGACUGUACCGGACCCCCUCAGAGUUCGACCGCAUCAAUAGACAGAAGGAGGUCAACCGCAGAGCUGCCGAGGAGAGGCUGAUGGAAGCAUCCAGGAUUCAGUUUGCGUGUGCCAACCCAGAGAAGUCUCAGAAGGCAAAGGAAGUUCUCAAUAACAUCAUGUCAGAAGAGGACUGCAAACUGGACUUUGACAAGCAUAAAGCCCACCCUGUGCCUGGAUUUCUGACCAAGGAGGUUCCAGUUAAACUGAAUGCGGCCAGUAUUCUCAGAGAAGGCUUGCUGUACCAUCGCAAAGAGUCUGAGGAGAUGAAGAAGCUGGAGAACCUGGAGGCUGGGGCGCGAGAUUCCUCUGCUUUUAUGCGCUGGCAAUCCGAUAUGAGGCAGCGGGACUUGGAGGUGCAAUUGGCGGAAAUUGAGCGCCGGCGCCUUGAGGGCAAGCUAAGCCAUGAAGAGGCCAUCUUGGCCCGACAGAACCUGAUCCGGGACAACAAGAGCAAAGUACAGGACAUGAAGAAAGAGACUGAGGAGCUGAUGAAGGAGUUCCUGGAGAAGAAGUUCCAAGAGGAGCAGAUGAUGAAACAACUUGUGGAGGACACAAUGCAGGGUCACAGAAACGCCAAGGAUGCAAAAAAGAAAUUACAGGAGUACAAACAGAAAAUAGUUCAGGAGGUGACCGAGGAGAGUCGAGAGCUGAUGAGGAAAGCUUUGGAGAAGGCGGAGAUUGAGAUGAGGCGCAAGAUGGAGCUAAUCCAUCAGAUACGUGCAAUGGAGGCCGUCCCGGCAAUCAGACAGAAGUUUGUGGACCUGACAUCUACAGCAGGCAUGGGGCUGCUGAGUGAGAUGUCCAUAGCUGAGCUACAAGAGCGGCUGUGUCUCAUGAAGACAUCCCAAAAGGAGGAGGAAGAGCGUCGCCGUGACGAUAUCCUUGCAUCCAAACAGGCCAAAGAUCAGCUUCUGUUGGAUACACUGGAAACGAUCUCGAAACACCGCACAGAGUUGACGAGGUCAGCUGCUCUCAAGCAUGAGGAGAGGAAGAAGAUGCGUGGCGUGAAGGUAGAGGUCAAGGAUGAGAAGCUGACAGAGCUGCAGCGCCGCCUGGAGGAGAAGAAGGCUGAGAGACUUCAGGAACAAGCAAAUGCAAAACUGGUGGCCAGUCGCCAUUCGGCUCUGAGGACGCGUAGCCUCAUCCACCAGAAGCAUUGCCUUGAGCAGAAUCGAUGGCAGGAACUUGAACAGUCAAGGGAGAAAAAUGCAAGAGUAUUAUCACAAGGAGUUGCCAGUAGUAAAUCCGCCAGUGGCCUCCGUGGAGCCAAUGCAAUUGCCAUGACAACAUGAUGGAAUAAAGAGCUAUUUGCAUUAUUAUUUCUGCUGUGAUAUCUAAUGAAACCGUCCCUUAUAUUGUUAUUGUGCAAACAACUUUGUAAAUAAUUAAUAAGAUUUGAUAUUUAAUGAAACCGUCCAUUGUAUUGUUGUUGUACCAACAGAUCUGUACAUAAUAACAAGCGUUUGUUUUUAAUGAAUACAAAUGUUGCCAGUACACAGUGAAUAAAGUUUAUUAUUUAUA
Messenger RNA from Haliotis rufescens (red abalone), 2240 nucleotides. Its product is annotated as cilia- and flagella-associated protein 99-like. Lineage: Eukaryota; Metazoa; Mollusca; Gastropoda; Lepetellida; Haliotidae. The record is from RefSeq and is a predicted model, not a curated record. The transcript has 18 exons. The coding region runs from base 29 to 2011 and encodes 660 amino acids.